Molecule: messenger RNA, 483 nt
Organism: Quercus lobata
Lineage: Eukaryota; Viridiplantae; Streptophyta; Magnoliopsida; Fagales; Fagaceae
Product: peptidyl-prolyl cis-trans isomerase 1-like
Exons: 2
Coding region: 1-483 (160 amino acids)
Biological process (GO): protein peptidyl-prolyl isomerization; protein folding
Cellular component (GO): cytoplasm
Molecular function (GO): peptidyl-prolyl cis-trans isomerase activity; cyclosporin A binding
Source: RefSeq, a predicted model, not a curated record
AUGGCUUCCAACCCUAAGGUCUUCUUCAACAUGACCAUCGACGGCCAACCUACCGACCGUAUCAUCAUGGAGCUCUACAUCAACAUGGUUCCUCGCACCGCCGAGAACUUCCGAGCUCUUUGCACUAGUGAGAAGGGCGCUGGCCGCUUCGACAAGCCGCUCCACUAUAAGGGAUCAUCAUUCCACCGUGUGAUCCCUAGAUUCAUGUGCCAGGGAGGCGACUUCACCGCCGAAAACGGCACUGGAGGAGAGUCGAUCUAUGGCACCAAGUUUGCCGACGAGAACUUCAUGAAGAAGCACACCGGCCCUAGAGUCCUCUCCAUGGCCAAUGCCAGUCCCAGAACCAACGGAUCUCAGUUAUUCAUCUACACCGCCAAGACUGAGUGGCUCAAUGGAAAGCAUGUCUUGUUUGGCCAGAUCAUCGAGGGCAUAGACCCUGAAACGUCUGAGGGCUGGUUAAAACUCAAUAAUCACUGGGUCUAA